AUGAAUUCUCUAUCGCUCAACCGAGCAGCUCUCGAUGAGUUUGUCACUUCACGAGUGACCCGCGAAAUGGUGACAUACCUGGCUCAGCAGGCCGCCCAGGUCAUUCGAUGCGAAGCCCAUGUGACCAACACAGUCAAUCCUCAUGGCCAGCCUACACCACCUUCGACUCCUCCCAUGGAAAACUCCGAUCUGCCUGCCCUUCCUUCAAUCGAAAUCUUCAUUGCAUCACUUGUCACCCGAUCUCAGGUCCAUGUCUCCACCCUCAUGAGCUCUUUGGUAUACCUCGGCCGCUUGCGCUCCCGCCUGCCUCCAGUCGCCAAGGGCAUGCGCUGUACAGUCCACCGGAUCUUCCUCGCCUCACUUAUUCUCGCUGCGAAGAAUCUGAAUGACUCGAGCCCCAAAAACAAGCACUGGGCCCGCUACACCGUGGUCAAGGGCUACGAGGGCUUCGGCUUCUCCGUGCCCGAGGUCAACCUCAUGGAGCGUCAGCUCCUCUUCCUCCUGGACUGGGACCUGCGCAUUACCGAAGAGGAUCUCUUCACCUACCUUGAGCCCUUUCUUCUGCCCCACCGCCAGCGCCUGAUUGCCCAGGAACGUGAGCGCAAGGCCGAAGAAGAACACCGCCACAAGCAACAGCAACAUCGCGAAUGGUAUGUCCGAUUUCCGCGCCCGAAAUCGGGACGAGGAAUAAACUUUGUCGUGCAUGUAACUAACAUCUUCAGGCGCCGUCUUCAUGCAUCAGCGGACCUGCUGGCCAGCCGCCUCCGUCGUCAGAAGCUCGAAGCCCGUGGUGAACGUCGUGACACCACCAUUCGUCGUCUCCCAACCCACGUUUCCUGCCCAACCAUUCACAACAUCAACCCACAAAGCGCCGCUGAACACGAUCGCUACAAUCCUUAUACCCGUCAUUCUCCGACCAGAACAACUCGCUCCAACUCCCCACCAUCCGUGCGCGAUGUCCCUGCCCUCUCCCACGCAGAGACCUACACCUCCCUCUGCUCGCGCUCCUCGAGCAUCGCACCAAGCUCCAGAGGCACACCCGCCUCCAUCAGCACCGUCUCCUCCGGUCCUGAUGACGUCACUUUCUCCGACCAAUCGCGCAGUCCCUCGUCCCUCUCUUCGCUCAGCUACAGCUACGUCAACGUCCCCGAGAAGAAGUACGAGCCCACCCGCCAACCUUCCAAGAAGAUGAAGAUCGGCGGUCAGCACAGUGGUUUCGUUGCUCGCUUCCUCGCCUCCGCGACUGGCUCGUACAUGGGCGGUCGUCGCUCUCAUUAA
Penicillium olsonii is the source of this 1278-nucleotide messenger RNA. The record is from the annotation of a GenBank genome assembly. Lineage: Eukaryota; Fungi; Ascomycota; Eurotiomycetes; Eurotiales; Aspergillaceae.